GGCUGAUUGACGGAGUGACUGACUGACCCGAGAUCAAGCAAUUCGGUGUUCAGUGAGGUUCAAUGCUUGGCUUAUCUGGACUUCCAUGCCUGCUACUCCUACUGUACAGUCUGUACCUGCUCCUCUACAGUACGGAACGACAGCACCUAAUUGCCACUCCCACUUUGAACGAGUGACCAGCACUCAAGCGCCUGUCACCAGCCAUUCACACUUACCACCAAAUUUGGAAGCCCAGCCCAACCAAUAGACUCCGGAUUGGACGGUUUACCCGCCUCCUGACAUUCCCACGCACCCACGCACGUACGCACGCACAUUGCAUCGCCUCGCAGCUGCCUCGACGCCGUCAAUCCUGCCUAGGUACAUACCUACCUACCCACCCACACUUGCAGCAGUAGCACGCAGGCCUGAACGGCUUUUUUUUUCCUCAACUUCCAACAAGCUGCCAAAACAACCCGACACACAUAUCCAUACACACGACGCACGCACGCACGCACACAAAAGUAACGCAUCCCAGCGCAACCCAACGUCUACAAGCCGCGAACCCAACGACCCGACAAGCACGCACCGCCGUCGCAAAAGUCCAAAGUCAAAACAAACACCUACCCUUUACGGGCCGUGCCUGCCCGGCGUCAAUUUGUGACGCUUCUCAAUCCGCCAGACUGGUUGCCCACGGCGCCUAACACCACACCACAGGCUGCGACUUUUCUGCGGCGCACGGACGAUCCCCUACCCCUCCGAUUGUGCCAGAUUCUCAGCCUCGAAGAAUUGUCUCGUACCAUCCUGCCGCCCAUGACAGUCUCAUGAUAUAACACCACAGCCGUUGCGCCCGACUGCCUGACCGUUCAAAGUCAAGGGAAGCGUCGGCCCAGGCCAAUACGCUGUCCCAGCCCCAAGUUCAGAUGAUGACCUCGUCUCGACCCCGCGAUGUUGGUGGCAGCUUUGCAAGCCGACGAGGUCAUUCCAACCAGCUGUCCAUCUCGGACCCAAGCCACCAUGUCACCGAGGCAAUAGGCACCAUGUACGGAGAUAGCGAUGACGAUUCCGGGCCCGAGAGCCGACUCGACAACCCAUCCUUUCCCGACCCUUCUCGAAAGAACCGACCCAUGAGCUUCUUGGCAUCUCCGGCCGGCGGCGAACAGAUAAAGUCCGACGAAAAGAACGGACAAACCCUUUCGCGUUCGGCAUCAGACAAAACACCACUGGCUGCGUCGACAACGGUCGAAGACACCGACUCCAAUGGAGGUUCUGCCGGGCCUAAAGACGUGCCUGUACGGAUGACGAGCAAGCGCGGUAAAUCUUAUGAGGGUCCUAGUUCUCCAAACACGGGCAUGCCGCCAAUUUCUCCCAGCCUAUCACUGCGGGAUGUGCAGGAGGCCGAAUCGUCACAAUUCCCAUUGGGCAGCAUUGAAAAUCCCAGCGAUAUUGCGCAAGAGCUUAGCAAUCUCCAGGCGCUCCGCCGGAUGUCCAUGGACGUUGGCAACACCAGUGAUCCCGAUCUGCUUCCCUUCUCUGGCAUCUCUCUGAUGGCUAUGCCGACUGUGGCUCCUAGUGGCGAGGACGACGAGGCCGACCUGUCUCGUCUUUUGUGGGUUCCAGCCAAGGUUCAUCCCGAACUGGCGCCGGAUCAGUUUAAGAACUUUCUCGAGAACCGCGUCAACACCAUCAAGAGACGGUCAGGAGACUCGACGCUGUCUGUAGAGGGGCUGGAAAGACAUAAUUCCGGGAGUCUCAGGAGGAAAAAGUCGAUGCUUUCAAGGCAGGUCCACAGCUCGGGGACACCAACAGAGGAAUUUGAUAUGCCUAAUAGACUGGAGAGAGAACUAUCCAAUGGUGGCAGAUCUACACCAGAGUUAAGCAUCAACGAACUGGUUAAGGAUCCCAGCAAAGUCGUUCAGAAAUUGGCCCAGGAGACACAGGAUGCAGCCUCUGAAGGAGACUUGCCGAUUCUGCCCGUGGCACCCGGCAUGGGGCUAAGAAGGUCCACAAGGACGACGUACAGGAAAGGCGGCAGUCUCCGUUCCGGUGACCGAAUUCCGUUCUCGAAAAGAGUGGCUGCUAGAGACUCAGAGAAGGACGGUGACAAAGAGCCAGAUGAGACUCCUCCAUUGCCGACCAUUGAAACGCCAAAGGAUCAAGGUCUCCCCAAGAUUCAGACAGAGCCGAGCCAAGCAACUGAGAAUUUCUCCCGGCCGAUGCGUGCUGUCAGGAGGCAGCAGACAUUCCAAAGGGAUAAUGCGGCCGCAUCACCGAUAUCACCAACUUCCACUCUCGACCCUACUAGCCCGAUUCCCUCGAAUAUGGAUGACACCUUAAAUAUCAAGAGCUCUACGUCACGGCCUGGUUCCUCUGACAGGCCCCAGACAUCGGAUUCUGGCCGUCCCGCUCCCCCUCCCGCUCCUGCUCCUGUUUCUGCUCCCAUACCGCAAAUAGUAGAGACGCCGCCGCCCACUGAAAAGGAAACCGAACAACUAUCACAGCCCCAGUCAUCGAGGUCAUAUCCACAUCGGUCGCCAUCCCAGGAGCAGUCACAGCAACAACAGCCGCAGAACAACCAGCAGCAAGAGCAUCCUCCCCCACGUUCGCUUCGGCGUCCGCCCUCGGCGAAGCAGAUUCAAUCUCCAACGUCACCCAAAGCCAGUAUGGAGCAAACCCUCAGCGAUAUGGCCCAGCACCCAUCCCCGCUGCCUGGUGGCAGCAACACCAGAACGGACGCACUCACGUUCAUCCCCACGAUGCCGGCCGAGGAAAAGAGAAAAUCUAAAGAUGAGAGCAGUGGUGACUCUAGCAAAUCCACGGGCUGGAAAUGGUUCCGCGGCGAGGAUCGGGAAAAGAAGAAGCGCGAAAAGGAGGAACAGUCCAAGAAGUCACGAAGCAGGACGUCGACCGAGAAGGCCGCAGGCCACGGCGAUGCGCGGCUGGAUGUGCUCCAGAACAGCAUUGACACUGCGCUACAAAAGGGCCGCGAUAACCUUUUGUUGGACAAUGAGUCUGUGGACAACAAACUGCACGAGGAGCGCAAGAAGGAGAGCUCGCGUACCAAGUCUGGCGAGUCCAAAAAGGAAAAGGACGGCUUCUUUGGGUCCAUAUUCGGCGGCAAGAGCAAAAAGAGCGACAAGGACUCGAGCUCAAGCCGAAAGCAACGAGCGCUGUCGCCAGAGCCGCCGCCAAGGCCUAUGAGACCCGAUAUCGAUUAUCCGUACACGCGAUUUCCUAUCGUCGAGGAGCGGGCCAUAUACCGCAUGGCGCACAUCAAGCUUGCGAAUCCACGACGGCCCUUGUUGAGCCAGGUCCUCCUUUCCAACUUUAUGUAUUCGUACCUGGCCAAGGUCCAGGCUAUGCACCCGCAGAUCAACGUUCCAGUCUCCCCACAACAAAAGCGGGCAGAAGAGGAACGAAGGCGAAAGGAGCAGGAGCAACAGCAGCAGUACAUGAUGCAACAGCAGAUGGCGCACGAGUCUGAGCAAGAUGACGGACAGGGCGGCUAUGAUCAAUAUGGUUACGAUCCCCAACGGUCCGAUAACCAGUAUGGAGACUAUCAGGGGCAACACAAUGGCUCCGUUGAUUACAUAGACGACUCGCAGAUAUAUGAGCAUGACCAGCAGCGAAACGGGCAGGAGAGGCACCAAAACGGCGGCUACCGUAACGAACAGCAGAACGGACAUGUCGAUCGGCCGGGCUCCUCGGGCCGAGCAUACUAUGACUAUGAGCAACACGAGGACGGGCGCAGGCGCGAUGAUGAAAUGUGGUGAGGGCGCUGUGUGACCAGGUGCUGGGUUAGCUGUAGCUGUUUGAAGGCCAUACGUAAGGGAGCCAUGUCAUUCAGGUUCGGGUGUGACGCUCGCAAGCAAUUGAAGCAGCAGCAGUGAACCUGCGACUGUUUUGGGCGUUCUCUUCUCUUUUCUUUUUUUCUUUUUAAUUAGUUUAUUUUUUUGUCACGGUUGUGCGUUCUUCUAUAACAUUCCGAAGUGUACUGGGAAAGCACAAGCAUAGCCGGCUGAGCAAAUGGGAGGGGAAUAUUGUCUAUAGUUUUGUUCUUGAUUCAAUGGGGGUAAGAUCUCAUCGAAUGCAAUUGCUGGUAGGCCAUCUGUCCAUAGAGCCGCCACAUUGCCAAACAUGUUCAAAUACAUCCUGAGGGGUUGCGCGGGGUUUUGAUAUUUUAUAGCAAAUGUGCGUUGUCUUGGUUUUCGUCUGCUGCUUUCUCUAGAGCUCCAUACCUCACUCAGUUACCUGCUUCAAAUAGAUAGAUACCUUACCUAGAUGGGUAGGUAGUAAGGUAGGUAGGUAGGUACCUAGUUAAGCUUAUAACACCCUAAAAGGUUGAAUGCUCCUGAUAAACAAGAUCUUAC
This is a messenger RNA of Pyricularia oryzae 70-15, 4346 nucleotides long. RefSeq lists its product as uncharacterized. Bases 900 to 3749 code for a protein of 949 amino acids. Gene Ontology annotation, cellular component: cell septum; cytoplasm. The transcript is spliced from 3 exons. Gene Ontology annotation, biological process: positive regulation of G2/M transition of mitotic cell cycle; establishment of cell polarity. The record is from RefSeq and is a predicted model, not a curated record. NCBI's taxonomy places the organism in Eukaryota, Fungi, Ascomycota, Sordariomycetes, Magnaporthales, Pyriculariaceae.